AUGGCUUCCGAGCACAAAGGUAUUAUGACAGCAUCACACUCUAGUCAUAAAAAUCAUGUUAAAUUUGGAAAAGAUGUGAAGACAGAGGAAGAGGAUCAUCCACGAUCUGUGUCACCACCGCCAAGACCUGAUGAGAUCGCCGCUCCACCUCCAGCGGAACCAUGCAAAAUCAAGGAUGAGAUCGAGUUACUACGAGCUGGACUAGUGAACAAACACGGUGAUCACCUAAAACACGAACACUCACUGGAAAAAUAG
This is a messenger RNA of Strongylus vulgaris, 255 nucleotides long. The record is from the annotation of a GenBank genome assembly. NCBI's taxonomy places the organism in Eukaryota, Metazoa, Nematoda, Chromadorea, Rhabditida, Strongylidae.